GAGUCGCGGCGAAACUAUCGCACAAGGCACCGUUGGUCGCGUCUUCCGCACGCCACAACGUCCGUCGCGCCCAAACCGCAAACACCGCCGUUGUCGAUAGUUCGUCGCCAUCGUCGUGUCGUCUCCGCGGAUUUCGUGUGUUUGAUCGCGUGAUAAACACCAAGAUAGAAAUAUUGAAGAGACACGCGUAUUUUCUCGAAACGGCGCCCGUUUUUGAACAGAACGAAUUUCACGCGAUCGGCUGUACAACCAUACGACACAUUACAUAAAAACGCAUACGGUGCCUAAUUAGUAUUGUACUUCGUUGUCGAGUGCAGACACGUUGUCGUCGUUUUCAUCUCGCGUAUUGUAAAAUAUCCUUCACGGGAUUAUUUAUUUUUAAUUUUUUUUUUGUCGUCCCAAAAUCUACUGGCUCUCGAGUAUUUUUUCGCUACUGUCGCCGCCCACCCGAAAAUGGAUGGCACCGCUUUUCGCGCCGUCGUCCUGUUGAUGGUAGCGGUAUUCAAGACACACGAGGUUUCUACUCAAGAUUACGAUGUGUCUGAAAUACAGUGUUCGUUUUCGACGGACUCGCUGAGGGUGGGCAAAGCACUUUUGGGAGUCAAAGAUGUGAUAUCCGCCCGGCUAAAGAAACCCGACGGGUUCAAGGGCCACCCGCUGUUUGCCGACGACCGGACCGUCGAUCCAUUGAUCGAUCCAGUCUGUCAGAUACGACCCGACUUGUCGGAUGUGUCGUUGCUGACCUACAACCUGUUAGUCACCGACUUUACGCGGUGCGGCGUGCUUAGGCGAAAUGGUUUUGUACACGUCCGAGUGUGGUUUCCGCAGUUUCCCGGCGUCGUCAUGAUGUCUGACCAAGAGCUGAUCAUAAUGUGCAAACCACCAGAACCAACUGUGAUCGAGAACAAAGCCGCCGGUUUCGCCGGAAGUUUCCCACAUGGUGCGCGAGUGUCUGGAGUUGUUGAAGAGACUCCCGGGAGACUCGAAUACGAGGUAGCGUUAUACAAGGAAGCGCCAGCCCGAUUGACGAACUUGAGCCACAACAGCGAACUGCCCGUCGACCAGGCCGUGCCCAUCGGUACCAAACUUCAACUCCGGGCCAGAAUCAAUCCGCAUUCAGCUUGGAAGUUCGUCAAGUUGAUGGAAGUGUCUGUGUCCCCAGAUCCGGACAACGCACACGUAUCUGGCAGUGUGGCUUUGGUAAAAGACGGAUGCCGGAAUCGAGAUUUCGCGACAAUCAUCCCACACCAGCCAGCCAAAUAUCGGGAAAGACACAACGAAGUGUUUUUGGACUUCGAGGCGUUCCUGUUGAGCACUAUGAAAGAACGAUCGACAUUAUGGAUUCACUCGCAGAUUAAAGCGUGCAUGGACGCCAACGACUGUCAGCCGGAAUAUUGUUUGGACUUGUUCGAGCCGUCUGGACACGGACGCAGGCGCAGGAGGCACGUGCCGGGCACCGGGAAUGGGACCGCGCUACAGCAACAGCAGACGUCCGCUGUAGACGACCGGAACUCGACUAAUUUCGCCAAGUUUAAGGAGAACAUCGAGUACACAGUGAUAAUGCCCGAGGACAUCUACCACGGUGCCGCAGCCGCGUCUGAAAACAAUUGCGGGACGUUCCUUGCCCUGUCCGGUGUCCUGGGUUGUCUCCUGUUCGUCGCCGCUAUGAUAUUGUGCUACCUGACGUCCCGGCUGCAGGCGGCCAUCGGGUCUAAGUACAGGACGGCGCAACAGGACGCGUUCGGCAGUGGCCGGCUCCAUACCGGCACCGGUCAACCGUCAAAGUUUCCGGUGUCCUACGCGUCCGGUUCGUCGGUGUAUUCGGGUCGGCUGCACUGACGUUCGCCGUCCAAUCAUAUUCGAUUAUAUUUUAAAUCUUUGUACAUAGUUUGUUUUUCUCCAUUAUGACAGAACCUCUUAUACAUAUUAUAGACGCUUGAUUCAUGAUUCAAUUCGUACACGAUCGUUUUUAAAUUUUAGAUUUUGUUUUUUUAAUUUUUUUUUUACUUUUACAUAACACUUUUCAUACUGGUAUUUAAGUGAUCAAGAUACGGCUGCAGGACGAUUUUAACAGUGAACAUUCGCAUAUUGUCUCGGUACAUUGUUUUUUGAAAAAGUAGAUUGAAUAUUUUUUAUGAUUUUUUUUAUGGCGGUGGUUCUCAAAUAUUUUUUUUUUUAUAUAAAACAUGUAUUUUAAAGUUUAUAUAAAAAUGUCAAAAAAUAAUUAUAUUUUACUAACGAAAGUUCAGAAGAGAGAUGAGUAAUUAAUUUAAUUUUUUUUCUCCAAAAAUUGAUUGAGAUAAUGAGUGUUUGUUGUUAAAAAAAUCACCCUGUUUAUAAAUUAUGUUUAAUUUAUGUAUAUUUAAGCCACGACUGGAAUUACAUGAAAUCACCGGUUGAAGUUUUGACAUUUUAAAGAUUUUUAAAUCGCAUUUUCGGCACAAUUUUUUCAUCAAAAUUCAAUAACCAUAAUGAAAUCACGUUGUUUGAAGACACGAAAAUGGUCUAUAUUAUUAUGUCGGUCUUUAUAAGUUUUACGACGUUUUCUUCAACUUUAGUUCACAACACAUUGGCAUUAAGUUAUCUGUUCGUUUUAUAUAUUUUACCCUCGUUAGACGUGUCACCACUGUACCUAACCGCGUAAAAGAGUAACCACGACGAGUUGAAUUGAAUCGUGAUUUAAACGAUACUAUUGCGUGCAUUUUGGUCAACCGACGCACAGUAUGAUAAUAUUAUAUUUAUAUUAUGAUAUAAUAUAGUACAGAGAUGAUAUUGUGGUCGUUGUUUAGCAUAAUAUUAAGUUCUGGUCAAUUAAGCUCGAUAUUAUAUAAUUUAAUUAUUAAAAUAAUUUUAUCGUUCGAUGAUAUAUGAUUACAUUAUUUAUAUAUGUUAUCGUUUGGACGCAUAUCACCGUUCUUCUACUUAUUAUUACACUUAAGCGUAUCUUAUCAAUUAUUUAUAUGGAAUUUUAUAUAGACUAGCAAAAUAUAAUAUUAUUGAUGGUAUACGUGUUCAUUUUAUACAUCUGUAUUUUUUUUUUUUUAAUAUUACUAUUAUUUUGUACUCGGACGCGCGAUAUCAUUAAAUAUUGUAUAAUAAAAUUUGUAGGAAAUUCAUGAGCAUUAUUUUCGAUAUUAAUAUGAUAACAUUAUUAUAAUUUGAUAUAUAAGUAUAGUAUUACAUAGCGUACAUUUAAAACAUUAUGUAUGUAUACAUGUGUAUUUAUAAUAUUAUUACUAUUAGAAUAAAUGAAUAUGUUUAACUCUGA
Molecule: messenger RNA, 3268 nt
Organism: Rhopalosiphum padi (bird cherry-oat aphid)
Lineage: Eukaryota; Metazoa; Arthropoda; Insecta; Hemiptera; Aphididae
Exons: 8
Coding region: 454-1839 (461 amino acids)
Source: RefSeq, a predicted model, not a curated record